Molecule: messenger RNA, 524 nt
Organism: Notodromas monacha
Lineage: Eukaryota; Metazoa; Arthropoda; Ostracoda; Podocopida; Cyprididae
Source: the annotation of a GenBank genome assembly
CUGAGUUGACAGGCAGAGCUCUAGGUUGUUCCAGGGGGAAAGGUGGAUCAAUGCACAUGUAUGCUCCCAACUUUUAUGGUGGGCAUGGGAUAGUGGGGGCACAGUGUCCACUGGGUGCAGGAGUAGCAUUUGCUCACAAAUACCUUGAAGACAAAGGGGUGUGUCUGACACUCUAUGGGGACGGAGCAGCAAAUCAAGGUCAGCUGUAUGAGGCCAUAAACAUGGCCAAACUCUGGAACCUUCCAUGUCUGUUUAUUUGUGAAAACAACUUAUAUGGUAUGGGUACAAGCACUGACAGGUCGGCUGCAAAUAAUGAGUACUACACCAGGGGUCACUAUAUACCAGGGAUACAGAUGGAUGGUAUGGAUGUCCUUGCUGUCAGGGAAGGAACACGGUUUGCAAUGGACAUAUGCAGGGAAGGCAAAGGACCAAUUAUGAUUGAAGCUAAAGCAUAUAGGUACCAUGGCGACAACGGACUCCGAUCCGAAAAACCAGCUCAUCGACAUCCGGAAGACUACUCCUAA